Stegodyphus dumicola is the source of this 8885-nucleotide messenger RNA. RefSeq lists its product as uncharacterized. The record is from RefSeq and is a predicted model, not a curated record. Lineage: Eukaryota; Metazoa; Arthropoda; Arachnida; Araneae; Eresidae.
CAUCGCUAAUGGAUCUGGAUCAAACAGACUCACAUGGAUUUGAUCCAUCAACCGCAGCAGCGAACUCAAGUGCAGUAUCGUAUUAUUUUUUCCGUGCAACGUACAGUGGAUUCUCAGGCAGCCUUGUUUUUUAAAUUAAUAUUUGGUGACUGAAAAAUAUCUUGAUAAUUUUUCGGAAGCUCAUGAUUUUGCUAUUUGUAUUUAUUGUUAGGUGAUAAUUUUAGCUGAAGGUAGUUUUCGGUUGCAUGGUCAUAUUUUAACUUAUAAAUAAAUAUUAGGAAAGCUGGAUAAAAUUUAGUUUAAUAUAUAGCCACAUGCGGUCUUUAUUAGUUACGUUGCCAAUAAUAUAUUCUUGCGUGAUUACGUGAAUGACUUAACGUUUUCGCCAAUGUUUUCUUUCUUUCACGAUGGCAAAUGAGGAGUCAGCAAUCAAAAUAGCUAAGUAACUGCAGGAAGACAUUAGAUUAAAGGAAAAAUUUGGAAAACAUAUUUUUGGAUGUCAAAGUGCGCUUAAUUAUCCGAAACUCUUAAUAGAACUGGCUUAUAUCAUUUUCAAAAGUAGGCACUGUAGAAGAUUUUGAAUAUAUCAGCAUUAAGCAAUUUUGAAUGCAUAUAUUUGCAUACCCAAAGUGAUAUAACAAGUAGAAAGCGUGCCAAUACAUUCUAUAUUUAUGAAAAUAAAAUUUAAGGUCUUUACAUAUCCAACUUUUUCUGAAACUCAAAUAUAAAACCAAACAUAUCAGAUUUUAAGAAAGCGGCUUCAAAAUCCACUCUAUUUUUGUAAAAGAGAAUGAUUUUACGAAUAUAAUUUAGUGAUUUUUAUUAACUCUUCCAAAAUAAUUGAAAAUUAUUUCUUUUUCUAAAUGCAUUUUUAAGAACUUAUAGGCUGUAUGUGCAAAAUGUUUACAUAAUUUCUGUUCCGAUUAGUUCUCAGCUACAAUAAAUAGUUAAAAAGGUCUAGAAAUCUAAUAACCUGUAAAAACUCUUAUAAGAUCAUUACCAUAAAAUGGCAAAAAUGUAUUUUCUUGCUUACUAGUUAACAAGGUUUGAUAAUUGUGAUGUUUUAGAAAUCGCAAUAGUACACUUCUGCUGAAAUUUCGAAAAUUGGAUCAUCCAUAAAAAAACUUGAAAAUUUUACUUGAUUUUCUGGAGUUUCCAGAGGAUAUUUUGCAUGAAAUAUUUUGCCCUUAAUAGCGCGAGAGGUGUUUCUUAAUUUGAAAGGCGUAAAUGAUGGCAAUUUGAGCAACUAUAUACAAUAUCGAAUAAACAAAAGCGGUAAUUGUAUAUGAAAAUACUUAAUUUUAUAGCUAGCCUAGCUAUACUAAUCAGUUGCUACUCCCUAUAAACAUAGAAAUUUGUUUCUUUUAACAUAAACGCAUAUGUACCAUUAUCCCAUGCAAAUAUUCUCAGAACUGACUUCGAAGCAAUGCUAGAAGAGUGUUGUAGAUGUCGCACACUAAGCUGUGAGAUCUUUUUGAGUUUCGAAUAAAGUCUGGCGUCAUGAAGCUAUGGCAUCUUUUGCGAAACAUCUCAGCACUCAUCUUUACUUUCACAUGGAGCGCAACAACCGUAAGCAAGGUAGCAGAAAUACUCAAGCAAGUACUUCUGGUUUUCAUCAAAGUGAUCUUCAGCAUUCGCCGACGACACACAGGCCAAGAUCUUGGAACAAAGAAAACAGUCGACUUGACUUAGAACAGCGUGUUUAUACCGGCAGUGGGGAGCUUGUGCCAACCUACGAAACUCCUGCAGAAGAUAUCAGUCCUAGACAUUUAAGUUUAGAUUCUGGUGGCAGCAUUAUGGGUAGUGCUUGGCCUGAAGAUUAUUUUAGCUAUAGUCCAUACCUUUUAACACCAGACUCUUCCUUAAAAUCAAGGAUACGGAGACGUAACAAUCGACGGUAUGGGGGUUCAUCAAGUAGAUACGAGCUAAGUGUUGAUGAUGAUUACGAUUACGUUCAGCUUAUGACAGAACAUCCUAGACUGAGGCCACCGGAACCUUCGUCGCCGAUUUUGGACAGAAGAGUUUUGCCUCCAACUCCUAAUAGCUCUAGUAGGAAGGAUGGUCGCGAAGAGCUUUCGUCUGCUUCCUUGUACCCAGAUGAAUUAGAACAGGACUGCUUCAUAGUCCCAUCCCAUUUAAGAGGACGUUUUCUACCCGUGAAAAACGAGAUGAACACGCUGGAGGUUUCGGAUCCGAAAGUGUGCAUCAUCAUUGAUUUCCGGGAAAACGCGUCAUUCGCCUCCCAGGACCUACCCUUCCCCAGCACUACACUUCGCCUGACACCCAAGGAAUGGUUAGCUAGUCAACUGAACCGCCAAAGGAAAGCCUUCGCCUGGGUCAAGGAAUCCCAAAGUGCUAUUGAAGGGUUGCUGCUCAUGAAUGUGGAAAGACAUAGUCAGUUUCCUUUCGUCACGUAUUUUGUUACAAACACCAUUCACACUGAUCCGAGACGCAUCAUCGUUCAAUUGCGGAGUCAGACAACUGUCACACAAAACUCGGAACAGUUGCAACAUACAGCUGGAUACGAAGAAGUAGCAACUAUUGUCAAACCAUCUUUGGACUGCCUAACAAAACGUCCCUCAACUGACAAAACAGGUUACAUAAUAUCAGCUUUUCGUGUUUUUCCUGGAGAAGACAGAGAAAAACUUGAAAGAAACUGGUUAACAUGGACAGGGGCUCGUCAAGUUUACAAGUACUUGCCUAAGCAUCUAGGGCUACGGAGACUAACCUUUCACAAGAAGCUUUUUCCAGAAGGAGGAAUAACUUAUGUCUUGAUGUGUGAAUGUUCUGCGCUUGUAGAACAUGUAACAGAAGCACUUGUGUUCGUGGACCAUCUUCGGGCUCGUUGUUGUGGAUAUACAGCUUUGUAUAGACCUGUCGAUGUUUUUUGAUUUUCUGCUACAUAUUUCUUUGUUCCAGAAGACAAUAUAAUGGAAAUGAAAGCUUUGAGUAAACGCAUUAAAUGUCAUAUUUGUAAAAGUUUUGUAAAAUGCUAGUGUUCUUUUGGCGAGUCUGUGUUAAUGUUAUUGAUAUGAGAUAAAUAAUAGAUGUGAAGAGCAGCAUUUUGCUUAACACUUGUAUUUCGGUACAAUGAAUUGAUUUAAUUUUUAGGGUUUCAUUAUGAUAGACGAUUAAGAUUCACACAUGUAUGAGGAUAAUGAGAGCUAUUAUAAAUUAAAAUAUAUGUUAGAUACAGUAGAGCGUCGCUUAAUCGGUUAAAAUAUGUUAUCUAUGCAGAAUAAAAAUCAGAUUUUCGUAACAAUAUAUUCACAUCUAAGCAUUACACGAACCUGUAUCAAUAAAAUAAGAAGGUAUAAUUCGUCAGGUAAAGCAAAUGAUGUGCAUCUUUCGCUUAUGAAACCACACUAUCUCUCUAUUAACGUAAUGACUUAGAAAAAUUGUUUCAAUAAGUAACAGCAGUAAGUAAGUAGUUUCAAUAAGUAACAUUUUAUCAAAAAGUACGGAAAUUAUAAUGAUGUGUCCCAAGCAGAAAUAUAAAAUAAAUAAAAUUUCGGUGAAAGAUUCAUUGUAUUCAUACUAUUUUUUUUUAUGCGUAACAUAUAACCUCUUGGUUCAUAAUUAAACAACUGAAUCAUCAUGGAUAUUCUUUUUGAAAACGGCUGCACACUAAAUACUGCAUGUUAAUUUGCCCUCCCAAUUAAACACUGACUCCAUAAAAUUCAUUAUGCGGCCUUUUGUUUUUGCAACCGUUGUUCGAAGACAAAUACUUCCAACUAAAAAUGUUUUAAAUUAUGCAAAUGUUCAUGUUUUUGCAUUUUCAACUUUAACAAAUCAGUUUUGUAAAAAUUACGAAAUCUACGUUUUAUACGUUGUACAGUGUUAAUACUACCGCUUAAAUUUGACUAAUAGCAAUCCGGAAAAAAACAUCACCAUUAACUCCGCCCAAAAUGAUGAUGUCAUAUUGGAGAAAGUUUAUAUGUUACGAAGUAUGCCGGCAAAAUAUACUAUAAAGCAGACGGUCAAGCACGUUUCAGUUGCUCUUUAACAGAUUGCGUAACAAACCGAUUUAUCAAAAAUGUUUCAGUUUGAUGUUUCUUAUGGAUGAAGUUUCAUAGCUUUAAAAUAAUUGAGCAAUAACUGAAUGUGAACAAGCUUUAGGAGGUAUGGCAUCAUCAUUGUAGGCAGAGUUAUUAUUUUCCGGACUACCAGUGGCCAAAUUAAAGGAGCUGUUCUAACAAUGUACAGUUUUUGUUUUGCUUCCUAUCCCUAUAGUUGAUUAGAGAAAGUAUAUACGCAUUAUAAAAAAUAAAACACAAAACGUUUUACUUCCGUACGAAAAACAUUUACCCAUGUAUAUUUAAUUUUGAAUUUGGAAAUCAUGUUGAGAGGCAGUAUGCAAAUUGAAGAGCGAAAUGUUUGCUUUUGUACGAAACUGAAAGUAAAAUAUUAAUUUAGAAUUCUGAUUUUGAUAGAUUAAGCGAUGGGCCUUGCUAUGUACAAGUAAUGAUCAGUAUGAAUUUUUUUAAAAGAGGACGUGUUCCUAAAAUAUUAUACAAUUCGCGUUCUAAGGGACACUAUUCUAGGAAACACUGGCAUUUAUGGCCCAGAGCCAACUCGUAAAAUUAUUUUGCAUAAAUAAAAAUGAAGUUUUUAGUUAAAUAACGUUUUUUCUGUGAUUACGAUUAUGAUUCUAAAGUAAUAAGACUUCAUGAGAAUAUCAAUAGCGUAUAUAUAUUAUAACAGUAUUCGUAGCAUUUGAAAUCUUUUAAAUUACUUGUGAGAUAAUUCUCUUGACAUAUCAGUUGAAUCAAGGUUAUAAAUUAAAGAAUGCUGCAAAAUCACAAAAGAAUAUUAUUGAAUGACAAUAAUAUUCUUUUGUGACGAAAAAACGAAAAUUCUUUUGUAACGAAGAAAAAUCAUCCUCAAAUUAUUUUAAAUUAUUUUUAACCGACCUCUCAAGAUAAAUCAAAAAGGAAAUCAAGAUGCCAGAUUUUGAAAUUAACUAUCUCGAUCAAUUUUUGUCGUAAGGAAGUAAAAUUUUGCGUUAUAUUUCUUAUGAGGAUAAAAGACUUUUAAGUAUAACUAUAGGAACCAGGUUGCCGUGUAAUAAGUUAAUUUCGAAAAUUUCAAAAAAUUCCUUUUUCUUAUUUGAAAAGGCCCCAACUUGAAUAUUUGCGUCAUUUGAAAUAUUUUUUGUUAAUGGAAGUAUAAGUCUUCGGCCAACGAUUGCGAAAAUAUAAUGACUGUGGACACGGACUUUUGGAGACACUUUUUCCCCCUGCUUGACACAUAUCUAGGAAAAAUUAAUCCCUUUUUUCUGAAAUCUGAGAUAUUUUUUAAUCAUGUUAUGUUAAUACUACCUCACCAGACAAUAAUUGACUUUUAUGAUACUAUUCCAGAAAUGUCACCUGAAAUUCUUUUAUCUAUUGCCCUGACUUAAAAUUACUUACAGUAGGCGCGGCUUAUUGUGAUCAUAUUUGUCCACGGUUAUUUUGGUAAGUUUAAAAGAAUGGUAACAUUAAACGAUGAAAAUAUGUCCUUAAAAAUAGCAACGGAACUUAGGUAAUUUAAUAUAAAUGUAACAAGGAAUAUAUAAAUACGUACUUUCACGGCAUUUCAAUUAGGAAAAUGCGAAAGUUUGUUUAUGAACGGCUCAUAAUGUCCUUAAUGUAAAGUUCGUUUAUGGGCUGUUUAUAUUAUUUCUGGAAACUUUAAUGCUCGGAGGGCAUUCCUCACUGGAAAAGAACAUAUAUGUGUAAAACUUAAUAUCAGACAAAAAAGCAACAUUAGUUUGGGGUUAGUGUUUUCUGGGAACCUUUUUACUCAUAAGCAAAACAAAAAGAAAAAUUCUGCAAAACUAUUUUGCUGCUAAAGGACCUGUGUCUGAUCGCCCUCAAAAUCAAUAGUUAUUUAAAAAUCUAUGCAAAAGGUUUUCCUUUCUUUUGGGGUUAUUAAGAGUUAACCAAAACCGAACCCAAGAUGUUUGUCUACUUAAUGUCUUAUUUGAUGGCAUUUUUCUGUUGAAUAACAAUUUUUAUAACCUAUUUUGCUCUUGUUAUUUGGCGACUUUGCCUUUUAUUUGCCAAAUUUAUCCCAGAUUAAAAAUCUUUAUUCUAUGGUACUUGGAUCAUAUUAACUGAAUGCUUGAUCACAAUAAGCGUUUUAUUUAUUUAUAGCGGUUUGUUUUCGUAUGAAAACAGGCGGGACUUUGGCAAUUCGAUAACAAUUUCCAAUGAUAACAUUAACCACGAUCACAUUAAGCGACGUCCUCUGUACAUGAAGAAAUAUGCAUUGGAUGUGUAUAAAAUGAUAGUAACUGAGGGAAGAUAAACGAUGCUCUGCUGUGGUUCUUUUACGCAAAAGAAACCUGAAAUUAUUAAUGUUGUAAUGUGUCUAUGUGAAAUAAUUGUUCUGAAAAACUUAUCUAGGAUUUAAGUUAAGUUUUUUCAUUUGCAAUACACAAUAAGGUAUAUGAACAAUUUCGCCUUGCUUAAGUUAACACCGCUAUGUUUUAAAUCCUCAUGACUUUAUGAAAAAUUUUAAGUAUUUAAAAACUGUGAAAAUUAUCCAAUGUGAACAGCUAAAAUCUGUUAUACUAGAAUAUAUUCAUUUCCAGGAUCAUGUGAUUCAAACAACAUAUAUUAUUCGUUUAAGCAACCUGUUCCUUAGAUAAAAGAUAUAUAUUUCAUCGUAUGUUUUUAUAUUCAUGUAUAUUUUUCUAAGUACUCAUUGUUUCAUAAUUUAAAAACAUAUUCGCAAUUUAAUUAACUUAUUAUUCAUUCAAUGUUAGUGGAACAUAGCUUUUAUUUAUAUAAAAAUGCAAAUAUGAUAAUAAAUUUUCAAACUGCACAAAUUUCUCGAAUUUCAUCAAUAAUCUCUUAAUCGAUCCGUAAGCGUGUGCACAUCAAAGUUGUGUCAGACGUUUAUUUCAAUUUAAGCACAGCAUCUGCAAAGUACAGCUCAUAGUUUCAUAAUAUGAUUACAUUAACUAUGAAUUUAAAAAUAAGCGUAAUAACUUGUCAAGAAUAAAUUUAGAAAUCAGUAAAUAUAAACUACAUUUUUUCUGCUUAAAAUUAGACAAAUGCUAAAUCUCUUAUUUACGUGAAAUAAGUAACUUAUUAUAUGUUUUUCCAGCAAAAACAAUUUCACCUUUAAUAAAAAGUAAAAUAUGUUGCUCUUCCCCCAGUUUCGUUCUCUGGGUACAAGAUUCGCAAAGAAGUAUAGUUUUAUUGUUAUUUACAAAAGAUGGAUGGUUUGAAUGGUUUAAAUAUGAUAUCCUGAAUGAUUUAUUUCUAUUGACUGCCUAAUGAUGAAUAUCAAACGAGAAUAAACUUAGCAAAAACAUAUCUUUCAUAUCAAAUACGAUUGUGUGUAUAUUGUCUCAGGUAUAAUAUUGGUGCUAUUGGUUUUCUAGAGCAGUUGCUUUCAGUAGAAAAACCCUUGAAUAGUACAUUCCUCAUUCAUGUAAUCAAAAAACUAUUCUUCUAUUAAUAAAUUUGUGAGGCCCAAUUCGAUAGUCGAACAUAGAAAUAUGCUGUGUGGACUCCAACAAAAUGGUAUGAAUAAGCAGGGAACAUAGCAAGUGGCUUAGUAGAUCGAGCGUAGACUUUGAAAAUGUUAUUUAGUCUGUCUGGUUGAGGACAGCGGAUAAGGACUGCUUAAUAGCAGCCUCAUCAUUCUUUGAAAGAGAUUUUAUAUUAGCUUAAGCAUUGAUUGCCUUAACGUGAUAGCAGAUAUUUGAUAGAAGUCGAGCAUAUUAUGAUACGGUGGAAAACCUCGCAGAUUAACCAAAAGCUUUCUUCGCAGACUGAAAUCUGUAGCUAUGUAAAUUAAGGAACCUUACCCACUGUGUUCUAAAAAAAUCCUCUUGUUUUUCCAAGCACACGCAAAAUUCUGUUUUUAUUUUUUUCGUCAUCCUAAAACUAAAAUUUUCAUUUAAUACUCUUGGAGUUAAAGUAUCCAUUCAGAGCACUCAACACUUUUUUUAUUAUUCAGCGCAAAAGGAAAAUUUCGUUUUUAUUACUGUCAUGUAAACAUUUUCCCUUCAUAUCUCGUAUUUUAAAACCCUCUUAAACAAAUUUUAUCCAUUUUGUAAACAAUAAACAGCAUGUUAGUGCAGUAUUUUAUAAUAAAUCAAACUGGAUUAAAACUGUUAUUUAUUUUUUGUUCUAGAAGAAAACGUACAUGUUAAAUUUUAUAACACUUUCCUUUUUUAUGAGGUAAUAUCUUUAAUUUUUGGUUUUCUACAAGCACAGCACAGCGUUUUCAUGAUGUUAUAAAGUGUCGUAUUUUUCUGUAAAUGACACAUUUAUAUCAAAUUUGCAUUUUAGUAGUACCGUAAAUAUUAUGAGGCGAACAAUAUUUAUUAUUAAAAAAGUAUGGCCUCUAUGUAAGUAAUGUAAGCAUAUAAUAGAUUAUAAGACCAUAUGUAUUUUUUGUCAUUUAAAUUUAUAAAAUCGUGAAUUUGAUAACUGGAUAAUAAUGAUAAAAUUAUGAAACAAAAUCUUCUAAAGAGAUGUAAAGUAAGACUGUCGAAUUAUAUAACAGCUAGAAAUGUGAAUGCAUAAUAUUUUGAAGAAAUAUAUAUAUGUGUGUGUAUGUGUGCCUGUGUAUGUGUGUAUGUAAUUAACUUGCGUUAGCUCCUAAUAAUUGAAGCUUGAAGGCUUAUUAAGCUUCCUACCAGGAUGAAUAUACCGGUGUCUGAGUGUAAAAUUUUAAUUAGAAUUACAAUUUUUACAUACACAAGUGAAAACUGAAGGUUAUUUUUCCUUGCACUUUAAACAUGCUGAAAUUCAAAAAGUCUAAAUGUAGAAAAUGUUCUUUAAAUAUGAAAUGUAUAUUAUGUGCCUCUAUGUUGUACAGUAUUAAUGGGCAUAUUUACCCACUUGUUUGUAUCAUGUAAUAAAAUGUUACUUGCAAAACUU